AGAUACUUGGUAAGAUACAAUGGUGUGCGCUUUUAGUUAUGCAGCCAUUCUCAUCCUUCUUCUGCAGAAUGGAUAUAUCACUGGAUUGAUCACUGGCUGGCCGGAUGGAAAAUAUGGUCUGUUAAAACCUUCCACUGGCUGUCCUGAAGAAUGGACAGACAAAGAUUGGAAUUACGUGAAUUGGCGGUUGGGGUACAAGGGGUGGACAGAUAAAGGAUAUAUCCUUCAAAACACAGAUGACAAUAAUCCAAAUAAGAACAGCUCACAGACCUUGAAUAUCGAAGGACAUGUCGGCCCAAGCUUCGUCUUGAGGUACUUUUGUGUUAAAAGAACUGAUGUGAAUUGGCAAUCGAUAAAAUGGCCACAAGGAAAAUACUGUAUUUUCUAUAAACAACAAGAGCAUUCGGGAUGGAUUCAAAUGUUUGAUAGGGAUAAUGGCUAUGAGCACUCAACCAACUAUGUUGAUGAUUUUGCUUACCAAUGGCAUAAUUCAAUCGAAUUCCACUUUUCCUGUCAAACAAGAGGCAACAAAAAGAUUCCAAUCUCGUUACCGAUAACCAAACCAUUUUAUCUGCUGCCUUAUGGGUCACGUGACUGUCAACAAGUCAAAUGGAUGGUAGCUACAACUGAAUGGAUCAAGUACUAUACAAACAACUAUAAAGGGAAAUCUUAUAAGUACGGGAGAGUGCCAUAUCAUAAACUUGGUGACAGGAAUCAUAAUAGUGGAAUCACCAUGCAUUACUGCUAUUAUGAAAGUAAGCAAGUGCUGAAUACUUAUUUUAUGAUUAUCUUGGAUGACCGAGUGGAGUACUGGGUACGAGCUUGAUAAGUAUUUAUUAAAAAACUCACCAUUAUUUCGAUGUUUGAAAUAUAUCUAUUAAUGGAAAUGAUAAUAGCAAACAGUACCAGCUAUUUGGAAUCAAAAAUAUGA
This is a messenger RNA of Actinia tenebrosa (Australian red waratah sea anemone), 931 nucleotides long. RefSeq lists its product as uncharacterized. Lineage: Eukaryota; Metazoa; Cnidaria; Anthozoa; Actiniaria; Actiniidae. The record is from RefSeq and is a predicted model, not a curated record.